GAAAUCAAAAUACUAACUCUAGAGUCUAAUUUGCCUUUCACAAACAACUAGCUCCACAUUUCUAGUAUCUUUAGCUACUUUUUCUCCAUAAACUACUAUUCCAAUAUAUUCUGGCUCUGUUGCUACGUACUGUACUUUGACAGGUGUCACUGUCACAGAUGUUUACGUUUGCUCCAUGUUUUUUUUCUCCAUGUAUUUUCCAAAAAUUCCCUAAUAGACUGAUGUGGCCUAAACUCAAAGAAAAACCGAUAGUAGUUCUUCAAUAAACUUAGCUGAAUUAAGUGCGUUAUGUCUUGAUUGUAAUUUGAAACCAUUCCGGGCAAUAGUGAAAUAAUGGCUUAUCAGACUUUGAGAAAUGAAUAUCUUAAUACACCGCCUAUCACUAGGGCUUAUACUACCGCUUGUGUGUUAACUACUUUGGCCGUGCAAUUGGAGUUAGCAUCACCAUUUCAGUUAUAUUUUAACCCAAUACUAAUAUGCAAAGGCCAAGUAUGGAGGCUAGUGACCACAUUCCUUUUUUUCGGAUCGUUUGGGUUCAAUUUCCUUUUUACAAUGAUAUUUACAUACAGGUAUUGUAGGAUGCUCGAGGAGGGCUCCUUCCGGAACAGAUCAUCGGAGUUUUUAAUGAUGUUCUUGUUCGGAGCUUUAUCCAUGAUUCUAAUUGCCUUCUUUGUAAAUUUACUUUUCUUAGGACAAGCCUUUACAAUAAUGUUGGUUUAUGUGUGGUCCAGGAGGAAUUUAUUUGUUAGGAUGAACUUUUUCGGAUUACUAAACUUCCAGGCCCCAUAUUUGCCAUGGGUCCUAGUGGCAUUUUCUGUAUUACUGGGAAAUGCCGUUUAUGUAGACUUAAUGGGAAUCGCUGUGGGUCACAUUUAUUACUUCUUGGAGGAUGUAUUUCCGAACCAAAGGGGCGGAUUUAAAAUCAUCAAAACUCCUGCCUUUCUGAAAAGAUUGUUCGAUGAAAUACCUGAUGACCCAAACUAUGAAAGAUUACCCGAGGAUAACCCGGGCGGCUUCGACUGGGGGGCCAGAAACGGGGACAAUUUACCAAACGAGCCCCAAAACCCAGAAAACAAUCAGUGAUAGAUAGUGUUUUUAAUAUAUUUUAUUAUUUCCUAAAUAUGUUUGUUUAUAUAAUUAUUAAUAAAUUGUUUUAAAAGCCUAUAA
This is a messenger RNA of Anthonomus grandis grandis, 1167 nucleotides long. RefSeq names its product derlin-2. The transcript is spliced from 5 exons. Gene Ontology annotation, biological process: endoplasmic reticulum unfolded protein response. Bases 334 to 1083 code for a protein of 249 amino acids. Gene Ontology annotation, molecular function: misfolded protein binding; ubiquitin-specific protease binding. The record is from RefSeq and is a predicted model, not a curated record. NCBI's taxonomy places the organism in Eukaryota, Metazoa, Arthropoda, Insecta, Coleoptera, Curculionidae. Gene Ontology annotation, cellular component: Hrd1p ubiquitin ligase ERAD-L complex; endoplasmic reticulum membrane.